AUGUAUGAAGCUUCAGUAAAUAUUUUGAAAGAAUUUUGUAGUAAUUACAUUAAGUUAAAUGUUCUUGUUAAUAAAUCGUUGGAGGAUGUGAAUGUAGUGGAUCCAAAUAAUUAUUUGGCUGCUAAAGAUAUGGUUUUGGGAACAGAAUGCGGAAACUAUAUCAAGGACUUUUCUGCUGAAGCCACUGAAUUAGUUAAAAAUAAAUGUUUAGAGUUUUACAUAACAGCUGCUCUAGAAAUAAAAAAGAGAUUGCCAAUUAAUAACCAUUUAUUCCAGCAGCUCAAAUUUCUAGAUCCAAAGGUGGCAUUACAUGAAGUAACAGACGAAGUAGAUAUAAAUUUUGAAAUUAUCAUAGGCCAAUUGAAUGAAAAUGUUGAAUUAAACAUAUUACAGAGUGAGUGGAGACGUAUGUAA
Messenger RNA from Macrosiphum euphorbiae (potato aphid), 414 nucleotides. Lineage: Eukaryota; Metazoa; Arthropoda; Insecta; Hemiptera; Aphididae. The record is from the annotation of a GenBank genome assembly.